AUGAGGUCGAUCUUGGUUUUUCUGCUCUCGUUGUUCCUGGUCCCGGUGCUUGCGGCGCCUGUCGACAAGCCAAAACAAGCACAAGCCCCCGUAGAGCAUAAAAUUGGGGAUUUUGUUGGAGUUAGGCCGAGCGCUUAUGAAGAGAAAACGAUCGACAAUAAAAGAGUCACCAUCCACCCAGGAGUGGUCCUAAGCGGCCCUCAUCCUGUUACUGGGAAAUAUGAAGUUGCCAUGAUUUCGAAGAAGCUGCCGCACGACCCUCCUCAAGCGCCCGUCGGUCAAUUCCACCCAGGCUCUAGCGCCUACGGCAACGUGUCGCUCGGUCCCGCCAAACAAGUGUCUCUUCAACACCUCAAGCCAUGGAAAGAUGAGAAAACUGGCCAGAGACAAGACCCUAUGACCCACGAAAACGUGCAGAAGCUGAAGGCUGCAAUGGCACCACACGCUGGCUGGAAGCCACCCCCGCCCCCGCCUACUCCAGCUGUUCCGCCGAAGCCGGCAUCCCCAACGGCUAAAGGUGGCCAGCACCCCAACGCCCACGCCAGCGGUUCAAAGCACCCAUCACCUGGACGCCCUGGUCGAUCUCCCCAACGAGGCAAAUCUCCGCAAAAAAGCCGAAGCCGAUCUCCUCAAAAAGGCCCGUCUCGCCGCCAAGGGCCUCCGCACAAUGCUAAGGGAAAGAGACCCGCUUCUCCAAGGCCGCCCGCGAAGAAGCCAGCUGGCAAGAAGAGGUCUUUGUACUACCGCCGAUGA
Molecule: messenger RNA, 753 nt
Organism: Cyclocybe aegerita
Lineage: Eukaryota; Fungi; Basidiomycota; Agaricomycetes; Agaricales; Hemipholiotaceae
Source: the annotation of a GenBank genome assembly